Apodemus sylvaticus (European woodmouse) is the source of this 2853-nucleotide messenger RNA. RefSeq names its product ubiquitin specific peptidase 21 (gene Usp21). Gene Ontology annotation, cellular component: cytoplasm. The transcript is spliced from 14 exons. The record is from RefSeq and is a predicted model, not a curated record. Gene Ontology annotation, biological process: protein deubiquitination. NCBI's taxonomy places the organism in Eukaryota, Metazoa, Chordata, Mammalia, Rodentia, Muridae. The coding region runs from base 882 to 2579 and encodes 565 amino acids. Gene Ontology annotation, molecular function: cysteine-type deubiquitinase activity.
GAAGAAAAUCUGGUUUCUUUCCUUGCUAUCGGGGUUUAUUUUUGCCCUUUAGCAGUGAAGCGCGCUUUACUUAACUGCCUGAGACUACAAAGAGGCUUGAAGGAUGGGUUUUACAGGUCCGCCAGCGUUCCCUGCCCACUAGGGAUCUCAUCCUUAGGUGGAGAUGCUAAAUGCUUCUCUAUUGGUUUGCUGGCUAGCCCUGGACCUGCAUGCAGCCUUCCUUCCCACUGCAUCCCUCCUUGUUUGGGAAGAAUCUGUGUUGCAAGCCCUUCCGUUAUUUUUCGACUUUUUUGGCUCUUCGUCCCUAUGGACCAUAUAUGACUGGGUAAGGGGCUUUGGCCUCAGGGACUCGCAGCAACGGUUUAAAGACCACCACCAGGCAGGGCCUGAAACUAGUGGUUCUAAAGUUGGCUGCGUUUCCAUGGUGUCGGUCUGGGAGCCGUGGGGGCGGGUUCACGCAAGCGCCGAGGAGGUAGGUGGGAGGAAGCCGAGUGUGGGCGCGCAGGCGCCUAAGAGACUGUGAAGCCGGUGGCCGGUGGCCGGGCGGCACCAACAAAGAUGGCGGCGGCCCUUGCGGCGGGAGCAAGCUGGGCAACAGCUGCGGCUAAAGCUGCAGCCCGGCCUGCGGGGAGGCUGUUUGGGGGUCGGAGGGGGUGGCCCUGAGCUGGAGCUGGACCCCAGCUGGCCUCCCCCGCUGCCUCACCGGGGGACAGGGCCCAGAUGCCAAGUAGGACCCCAGAAUUGGAGGAGGGAGUGGAUUGCAGAUCACCCGUUUAAUCGGCUUCGUUUGCAACCCAGAGGAGCAGGGGUUGAGCUUGGAAUUCUGUCUUUUGGACUGAUUCCUGCGUCCACAGUCCCAGGUCCAGCCUGCGGUGCCCACAAUGCCCCAGGCUUCUGAGCACCGCCUGGGCCGGACUCGAGAGCCACCUGUCAAUGUACAGCCCCGAGUGGGAGCCAAGAUCCCACUUCCUCCUCGGGCCCGCAGCAAGGAGCGCCGAAACCCAGUUCCUGGGCCAAACUCCAUGUUAAGACCUUUGCCUCCCAGGCCAGGUCCCCCAGAUGAGAGGCUCAAGAAACUGGAGCUGGGUCGGGGUCGAAUCUCAGGCUCUCGUCCUAGAGGUCCCCUUCGAGCAGAUCAUGGGGUUCCCCUGCCUGGCUCACCGCCCCCAACUGUGGCUCUGCCUCUCCCAUCCCGGACCAACUUAGCGCGUUCCAAGUCUGUGAGCAGUGGGGACUUGCGUCCAAUGGGGAUUGCCUUGGGAGGGCACCGUGGCGCCAGCGAGCUCGGGGCUGCCCUGAGCCGCUUGGCACUCCGGCCUGAGCCACCCACUUUGAGACGUAGUACUUCUCUCCGGCGUCUUGGGGGCUUCCCUGGCCCCCCUACCCUGCUCAGCAUACGGACAGAGCCCCCUACUUCCCAUGGCACCUUCCACAUGAUAUCUACCCGGCCUUCUGAGCCUUUCUACUCUGAUGACAAGAUGGCUCAUCACACACUACUUCUGGGCUCUGGUCAUGUUGGCCUCCGAAAUCUAGGAAAUACAUGCUUCCUGAACGCCGUGCUACAGUGUUUGAGCAGCACAAGGCCUCUUCGAGACUUCUGUCUGCGAAGGGACUUCCGGCAGGAGGUGCCCGGAGGAGGCCGAGCCCAGGAACUCACAGAAGCCUUUGCAGAUGUGAUUGGUGCCCUGUGGCACCCUGACUCCUGUGAAGCUGUGAAUCCUACCCGAUUCCGGGCCGUCUUCCAGAAAUACGUCCCUUCCUUCUCCGGAUACAGCCAGCAGGAUGCCCAGGAGUUCCUGAAGCUCCUCAUGGAGCGGCUGCACCUUGAAAUCAACCGACGAGGCCGCCGGGCCCCGCCAAUCCUGGCCAGUGGUCCGGUUCCCUCGCCACCUCGCCGAGGAGGGGCUGUGCAUGGAGAGCCUGAAUUGAGUGAUGACGACCGAGCCAACUUAAUGUGGAAGCGCUACCUGGAGCGAGAAGACAGCAAGAUCGUGGACCUGUUUGUGGGCCAGCUGAAAAGUUGCCUCAAGUGCCAGGCCUGUGGGUAUCGCUCCACGACCUUCGAGGUUUUUUGUGACCUGUCCCUGCCCAUCCCCAAGAAAGGGUUUGCUGGGGGCAAAGUGUCUUUGCGGGAUUGCUUCAGCCUCUUCACCAAGGAGGAAGAGCUGGAGUCGGAGAACGCCCCAGUGUGUGACCGAUGUCGGCAGAAAACACGAAGUACCAAAAAGCUGACAGUACAAAGAUUCCCCCGAAUCCUCGGCUUAGAUCUGAACCGAUUUUCCACCUCCCGAGGCUCCAUCAAGAAAAGCUCAGUCGGUGUAGACUUCCCGCUGCAGCGGCUGAGUCUAGGGGACUUUGCGAGCGACAAAGCGGGAAGCCCUGUCUACCAGCUGUAUGCCCUUUGCAACCACUCGGGGAGUGUCCACUGUGGUCACUACACAGCCCUGUGCCGGUGCCAGACUGGUUGGCAUGUCUACAAUGACUCCCGUGUCUCCCCCGUCAGUGAAAAUCAGGUGGCAUCCAGUGAGGGCUACGUGUUGUUCUACCAAUUGAUGCAGGAGCCACUUCGGUGCCUGUGACACCAUCUUGAAGCCCUGGCACCUGUGAAAACCCUCUGAACACCCUUAAGCCCCCAGGCUCCCCACUUACCUCACAGACGUCUAUUUUUGUGUCUUUUUAAUCGGGGAGGGGAGGAGGGUUGGCUGUAGCUCCCGUUAUUUUUUUUAUUAAGAAGUCCCUUCCGCCUUGUUUCCCUGUCCCAUGUACAGAAACCACCAGGCCCUUGACCAUGUACAGCCCCCAGAACCUCUGCAAUCUCACUUUUUUGUGAAUAAAUUUAUUAAGAAAACGUGA